AUGUCCCCUGAUAGAAAAAAUACUGCCAGUGCUGGAUUAGAUGCAAAGGUCUAUGUAUGGAGUGUGGAAGCAGUGCUCAAACAGCAGGGUGGCACGAAUGAUGCUAAUGCAAAGCCUGACCUGGGGCUCAAGGGACAUUCAGCUCAACCAAAACAAACCAAUACUAGAGGUUUAGCGAGAUAUGGCAACAAUUUCUUUGGCAAUGAUGCAAACCAUGUGCCUCAUUAUGCUCCAUCUGAGAGCUCAUUUUCUCUCAUUCGUUGGCGUCAUGUGCUCGGCUCCAUUCAUUUCACUACUCAGCCUGCAAAAUACACUUCAACCAGUAUCACACCAGCCCCGAUAAUGGAACUGACGUGA
Molecule: messenger RNA, 357 nt
Organism: Suillus subaureus
Lineage: Eukaryota; Fungi; Basidiomycota; Agaricomycetes; Boletales; Suillaceae
Exons: 4
Coding region: 1-357 (118 amino acids)
Source: RefSeq, a predicted model, not a curated record